UACAGGCGUAACCGACCACAACUCCCAGCAGUACGUCCGGCUUCACGGGGGUGCUUCACGUUCUCAUGGCGCGACGCAGGCGCACUCAGUCCUCGGCGCGGACCGCGCAGACUGAAUAAUAAAAGGGGAGCGGCGAAGAGGGAGGAAGACAGGACCAUGUCGAAGGGCCCCGGGCCUGGCGGCUCCGCGGCUUCCUCGGCGCCCCCGGCCGCCACCGCCCAGGUGCUGCAGGCGCAGCCCGAGAAACCGCAGCACUACACGUACUUAAAGGAGUUUCGAACAGAACAGUGCCCGCUCUUUGUGCAACACAAAUGUACCCAGCACCGGCCCUAUACCUGCUUCCACUGGCACUUUGUUAACCAGCGUCGCCGUAGGUCCAUCCGCCGCCGAGACGGUACCUUCAACUAUAGCCCUGAUAUCUACUGCACCAAGUAUGAUGAGACCACAGGCCUAUGUCCAGAAGGAGAUGAGUGCCCGUUCCUGCAUAGAACCACAGGGGACACUGAGCGGCGGUACCACCUACGCUACUACAAAACUGGAAUCUGCAUCCACGAGACUGAUUCUAAAGGAAAUUGUACUAAAAAUGGCCUGCACUGCGCCUUUGCUCACGGGCCCCAUGACCUCCGUUCUCCUGUCUAUGACAUCAGGGAGCUCCAGGCUAUGGAGGCCUUACAGAAUGGUCAGACUGCAUCUGAGGGCAGCAUUGAGGGUCAGUCAGCGGUGGCCGCAAGCCACGCCAUGAUAGAGAAAAUCCUCAGCGAGGAGCCGCGGUGGCAAGACACAACCUAUGUCUUAGGGAAUUACAAGACUGAGCAGUGCAAGAAGCCUCCUCGGCUCUGUCGCCAGGGAUACGCCUGCCCGUACUACCAUAACAGCAAAGACAGACGGCGGAGCCCCAGGAAACAUAAAUACAGGUCCUCCCCUUGCCCAAGUGUGAAACACGGGGAUGAGUGGGGCGACCCUGGCAAAUGUGAAAAUGGAGAUGCCUGCCAAUACUGUCAUACUCGAACGGAGCAACAGUUCCACCCGGAGAUCUACAAGUCUACCAAAUGUAACGACAUGCAGCAGUCGGGCAGUUGUCCCCGAGGUCCUUUCUGCGCCUUUGCCCAUGUUGAACAACCCCCCCUUGGUGAUGACUUUCAGUCUUCUUCAGCUGUUCCCAGUCCUACACAGGCUGGCCCCGUGAUGUACAUGCCAUCAGCAGCAGGGGACUCGGUGCCCGUGAGCCCCUCCAGCCCUCAUGCCCCAGACCUUAGUAACAUUCUUUGUAGGAACAGCAGUCUGGGUAGUCCAUCUAACCUCUGUGGCUCUCCCCCGGGCACUAUCCGAAAGCCACAAAGCCUAGAAGGCAUCAGCUUCCCUGGGGAGGCAAGCCCAGCGCCUGGCAGUUACAAGAAGGCACCUGGCUUUGAGAGGGAGGACCAAGUGGGAGCUGAAUAUCUGAAAAGCUUCAAAUGCCAGGCCAAAAUAAAGCCCCAUUCUUUGGAACAUAGGAGCCAGGAGCAGCCUCUGAUGCAGCCCAAACAGGACAUACUGGGUAUCCUCCCAGUGGGCAGCCCCCUGACGUCCAGCAUCUCUUCUAGCAUCACUUCCAGCUUGGCAGCCACCCCACCCAGCCCCGCAGGCCCCAGCAGUGUCCCCGGCAUGAAUGCAAACGCCUUGCCCUUCUACCCUACCAGUGACACCGUGGAGUCGGUCAUAGAGUCUGCCCUUGAUGACUUGGACCUGAAUGAGUUUGGAGUAGCUGCCCUGGAAAAGUCAUUCGACAGCAGCACAGUGCCUCACCCAGGUGGCAUCAUGAUUGGUGGCAGUUUGUUACAGAGCUCUGCCCCUGUAAACAUCCCUGGCUCCCUGGGCAGCUCGGCUUCCUUUCAUUCUGCCUCUCCCUCUCCUCCGGUCAGCCUUUCCUCACACUUCCUCCAGCAGCCCCAGGGCCACCUGAGCCAAUCAGAAAACACUUUCCUGGGGACAUCAGCAUCACAUGGAUCUUUAGCAGGUUUAAAUGGAAUGAACAGCAGUAUCUGGGAGCAUUUUGCCUCUGGGAACUUCUCCCCAGGCACCUCGCCCGCCUUUCUGUCCGGCCCAGGGGCUGCUGAGCUGGCCAGACUGCGACAGGAGCUGGAGGAGGCCAAUGGAACCAUCAAGCAGUGGGAGGAGUCAUGGAAGCAGGCCAAGCAGGCCUGCGACGCCUGGAAGAAGGAGGCGGAGGAGGCCAGUGAGCGGGCUAGCGCCGCGGGCCUGGAGUGCGAGCUGGCCCGGGAGCAGCGGGACGCCCUGGAGGUGCAGGUGAAGAAGCUGCAGGAAGAGCUGGAGCGGCUGCACUCCGGGCAGGACCCCCAGGCCCUGUGCUCCUUCUCCGACCUGGAGGCCCUGUCGCUCUCCACCUUGUACUCCCUCCAGAAGCAGCUCAGGGCCAACCUGGAGAGAGUGGAAAAGGUGGUAUUCCAGAUGCAGUCCCCUGCAAAGUGUCUCAAGUGUCAGGAGCAGCAUCGGGUGGUGCUCCAGUGCCAACAUGCCGUGCUGUGUGAGCUGUGUGCGGAGGACAGCGAGUGCCCCGUCUGCCACCCGAGCUGUGCCCGCCCUCCUCUGCAGUCAUGACCCCCGGGCCAGGAGGCAGCACCUAGAACUUUUUAAAUACUGUGUGGGUGGGUGGGGGGUGGCCCCCUCCAGGGCACGCUCACAGACACACACGCACAGUGUGUGUGUGUGUAUGUGUGUGUGCGUGUGCAAGGACAGAUGUGUGAAGGGUCUCCGUGUGUAUAUCUGUGUAUAGACACACACUUAAAACAGAGCUGAGUUACCAAGCACUUUUAAAAAAUAUUUUGCAGCCCUACCCUCACCCAUCCCCCUCCCUUCCCUGCUUCAGAAACAAAUCUGUUCCCCAACCCCGUCCCGAGCCCCUGUGGCAGAGUCUCUUUAUGUCUCUUUUUUAAAACUUAGGAAAUAACUUUUUUAAAAUCUUUGAGACAAAAAUCAGAUGGGGAAAUUGAGAGGAAAGGGAGAAAUGAAGUCUAGGCCCCUGGGAAAGCAGAGACCCAGAAGAAACGGGCCUCUCCCAAGGCCCCCCACCCCUGUCCCUAAGAUAAGGGACCCUAAAUACCAGUCCCCGUACUGUCACCUUUUUAAAUUAGCAAACACUUGGAAUCCAGAGGGGAUUCUGAGCUGGUGGAGGAUGGGGUGAUAAUAACUGACUCUUAACUCCACUAAAAGUAUUGUAUUUUUUUAAAAUCAAAUUAGCAUUAUAGUGCAACUGAAGAGCUGGUUGGCCCUGGGCAGUGAAGGCCCCACCUAUUUAAACCCUGGGUGGGUUGCCCAACGUUUCCCUGCCUCCCAGAACUUAGAGGUGUCUCAGUAUCCCCCUUGCAAUGGCAGAAGGUUGAGACUUUUGCCUCUUUCUAAAUGUUAGAAAUUAAGAGUGUCGGGAGUGCGAGAGCCUGUAGCCCUGAGAGGCUCCUUCCCUAUGUUUUGUGGAAGGGUUAGGGCUGGAGAAUGUAGCAGAAUUAAGGUCAGUGGUGCUCUUUUGUAAUUUUCCCUCUUGCCCCUUUCUUGGGGCUGCUCCCAGCCCACGGCCCUCCACUCUCACAAAUUCUAAUCUCUGUACAGUGGAAGACUCGAGACCACCACUAAUGCAGUAACCAAGACUUGGGGGUUUGUCCUGCACCAACGCAGCGUCCCCCAAAUCAGGACCCCUUCCCCAAAGUACUCGGCGAGGGCGGGUGAGGAGUGCGGGUGAGAGCCUGCCCUCACGCGCCUCCGGGCUAGGCCUUCGUGGGCUCGGGCGCUGGCCAGGAGCCUAAGAUUGCCAGCCGGGCCGGUACUCCUUUUCCACCCCCCUGGCUUUGUCCUCUGUUUCCCCUUCAGAUGCUCCACCCUCCUCCCAGGCCUCAGGCAGCUACUUGGGGAAAGCCCCGACCUGGAGGAGGGCGCCGCCCUGGUGGCCGGAGCUGAGGACCAGGGCAGAGGGCCGCAGCCUCCCAGCCAGGAGGGGGUGAAGAUGCAUUCCCAGGUGCUUUCCAAGUGCAGCUGUUUUUCAGUCACUGUUUUCAGUGAGGAUGUGUGUGUGCAUGUGUGUGCGCGUGUGCGUGUGUCUCCAAUGUAUAUUAUUGUCUUAGCUUCCAUUUUAAAAAUUCUUUUGUACAGAGAGAUACUGGGGCUUGGGGGGGCGCGGAUGGUUGGAGAUGGUGGUGACCCCGGCACGGCGGCCGGUGUCUAUGCCAUGGUGUGGGGUGGAGGAGGAGGCUGGGCCAAGGGCUCCUCUUCAAACCCUCACAGGCUCAAUGAGAAAAGGGCUUUUGAUGAAAUAGGUGAAAUUUUUCUCUUUUUAAAAAAGAUACUGAAACAAACAAAAAAAAAAACCACCCUCCCAGCCAUUGGAAAUAAAGUAUGAAAUUGAA
Messenger RNA from Antechinus flavipes (yellow-footed antechinus), 4394 nucleotides. RefSeq names its product unk zinc finger (gene UNK). The coding region runs from base 157 to 2598 and encodes 813 amino acids. Gene Ontology annotation, biological process: cell morphogenesis involved in neuron differentiation. NCBI's taxonomy places the organism in Eukaryota, Metazoa, Chordata, Mammalia, Dasyuromorphia, Dasyuridae. The transcript has 16 exons. Gene Ontology annotation, molecular function: mRNA CDS binding; metal ion binding. The record is from RefSeq and is a predicted model, not a curated record.